Messenger RNA from Staurois parvus, 350 nucleotides. NCBI's taxonomy places the organism in Eukaryota, Metazoa, Chordata, Amphibia, Anura, Ranidae. The record is from the annotation of a GenBank genome assembly.
CACUGACUGGCACUAUUAGGUGUGGCACUGACUGCACUGAUAGGCAGCACUGACUGGUACUGAUGGGUGACACUGAAAGGCAGCUCAGAUGGGCACUGAUAUGUGGCAUUGAUGUGCACUGGUAGGGCACUGAUAUGUGGCAUUGAUGAUGGGCACUGGCACAUGGCACUGAUGAGCACUUACAGCUGGCACUGAUGGACACUGACAGAUGGCACUGCUGGGGCUACAUUGAUCAUCAGGGCACACUGAUCAUCAGUGCUCUGAUGAUCACUGUCAGCGUGACAGCUCAAGAGGAGAGAAAUGCCGAUAACUGGCAUUUCCCUGUUUACAUGUGAUCAGCUGUGAUUGGA